Lethenteron reissneri (Far Eastern brook lamprey) is the source of this 4319-nucleotide messenger RNA. Its product is annotated as histone-lysine N-methyltransferase PRDM9-like. Gene Ontology annotation, biological process: regulation of gene expression. Gene Ontology annotation, cellular component: nucleus. NCBI's taxonomy places the organism in Eukaryota, Metazoa, Chordata, Hyperoartia, Petromyzontiformes, Petromyzontidae. The record is from RefSeq and is a predicted model, not a curated record. Gene Ontology annotation, molecular function: protein binding; histone methyltransferase activity.
UAAUAUGCUUAAAAUCGCUUCAAACUAUUGUCAUUGUAGUGCAUAUUUAAUGUGGCACUGCAGUCUGAUGUUGUAGGAGAAAACAUUUAUUAAAAAGUAUUUAAUUAAGUAGAACGUGUUGUCUGUGGUUCCUCACACAUCGUCACAAAUGUCUGACCCCCCCACCCCCCUAGGUGCAUGAAGUCAUUUAUGGACGGCCCCUUACUCUAACUUUCUCACACUCUCUCCUAUCUCUCUCUAUUGCUCCCGCGCUCUCACUCGAUAUAUUCCACCUGCUCCCUCUCACUCUCUCUCCCUUUCCCUCCCUCUCACACGCUCCCUUUCUCGCACUCUCACUUACCUCCCUGUCUUUUGCUCCCUCACUCAGGGAUGCAGGGAGGGAGCAGGGAGGGUGACAGGGUUUACAUCUCCGAUGAGCGAGCUAAAGAAGUUCACAAUGCAGAGAGGGAGGAAAGGAGGCAUCUGUCUGGAGCGCUCCUCACCCUCUCACUCUCUCACAGUGCCACUGCUGCUGCUGCUGUUGCUACUGCGGUUCGCCCUCCUCCUGCUGCUGCUGCUGUGGCUCUCAGUCUGCGAGCUGUGCAGGGAUUUCUACCUGGGGGAGUGCUCCGUGCACGGCCCGCCAGAGUUCAUUGCAGACGCGGCCGUGGCCCCGGGAGUGGCCAACAGGGCCCGGCUCAGCCUGCCCCAGGGCCUCACCGUCGGCGCCUCCUCCAUCGCCGGCGCCGGCCUCGGGGUGUGGAGCAACAGGAAGAAGCUGCCCAAGGGGGUGAUUUUUGGGCCCUACCAGGGAGAGGUGUCUGAGGAGAACCCCGUGAGCGAGUACUGCUGGCUGAUUUACAAAAACAAAAAGGAUCGUGAAUAUGUUGAUGCUCAGGAUGAAUCUAAAUCAAACUGGAUGAGGUUCGUCAACUGCGCGAGGAAUGAGCAGGAGCAGAACCUGGUGGCCUUCCAGCACCGGGGGCAGAUUUACUACCGCACAUUCCGUGCCGUGGGGCCCGGCUCUGAGCUGCUGGUCUGGUACGGCGAGGAGUUCGCCCAGGAGCUGGGCAUCGCCUGCGAGGCCGGGCCCUCGCGACGCCGCAGCAGCAGCAGCAGCGAGAUGGCUCCUAGGGCCACCGCCAGAGACCUGCAGCCCGUGCAGCCUCCACCAAGCGAGGAACACCGUGAGCACUGCUCACCAGAGACUCACCACUGCUCACCAGACUAUAGCCACCACUCACCAGAGAUGAUAGCCACCACUCACCGUGUGCAAGAGUGUUCAUGUCUAGAUGUUGGUGUGUGCGCGUGUGUCUUGUUCCUCUGGGAUGACGCAGGUGGAGUGGGUGUGGAGGUCACAAGGCUGCCGUGUCCUGCCUGCAACCGUCAGUUCAUCUGCCGCUCGAGUCUACAGUAUCACGUGCAGAGCAGACACCCCACUAAGCCCAGUAACAAAAGUCAUCAGUGUGACCAAUGUCCAUACAGCACAGACUACAAGAGUACCUUGAAGAAGCACCAGAGAACACACACGGGAGAGAAGCCGUUCAAGUGCACCGUGUGUGAGAAGGCGUUUGCACGGCUAUCACAUCUUCACAGCCACCAGAGAACACACACGGGAGAGAAGCCGUUCAAGUGCACCGUGUGUGAGAAGGCAUUUGCACAUUUACAACAUCUUCACAGCCACCAGAGAACACACACGGGAGAGAAGCCGUUCAAGUGCACCGUGUGUGAGAAGGCAUUUGCACAUUUACAACAUCUUCAUAGCCACCAGAGAACACACACGGGAGAGAAGCCGUUCAAGUGCACUGUGUGUGAGAAGGCGUUUGCACAGCUAUCAGAUCUUCACAGGCACCAGAGAACACACACGGGAGAAAAGCCGUUCAAGUGCACCGUGUGUGAGAAGGUGUUUGCAGACCCAUCCAGUCUUUGCCGGCACCAGAGAACACACACCGGCCAGAAUGCAUUUUCUCAUUCCCGUGGAAACAGAAAAGUCAGCCAUCCUGAGCAAAACGCGCACAGCGCCGAGCUGUGAAUUAGUUUUAAACAACAGGCCACGUGACUAGCCGAGGCUGUGCCACUCUUGAAACUGAUUUUGAAUGUGAACACGGAAACCUACGGACCCUCCUACACCUGCCUCACACUCUGUGGGGGGUGGGAGAUUAAACCGACCUGGCCACCCCUCGAUUGCAAGUGCGGAGUUCUAGGUCCCAACCACUGCACGUGUCCCCCCCCACCCCCAUCACCUGGGGGUCCCUGUGUGUGUGAGUGUGCAGAGUCCCCCGUGCAGAGCUGCACUGUUGUUACCCUAGAGGGGGACACCGCAGGGCGAUCCACCUACAGAUACCCCAGUCUGCACGUCUCCCGCCGGUCUCCAUGCGCACCACGUGCCGUCUCGUAGCCCUGCCCCGUGCGACGUACGUACAGUACGUACAGUACGUACCCAUCCAGCGGUAGACUGAACCGCGGCCGAUGACGAAGGUGGCAUCCGCUCACAAAUCUCCGUGCACUCAGUCCCGUAGCCCUGAGCCAUCGCUUGCGCGAUAUUCACUUUGCCGCUGAGAGGAAAGCUACGGGGAGGAGGUGGGGGGGGGUGUUAGGAGAGGACAUCUGUGGAACGGCUGGAGAUCUGCGAAGAAGAGCUUCAUAGCUCAUCGGAUUCCUGCGGUCUGAAAAAAUAUUCCGAGAGGGCGUUGGGGGAGGGGGGUGUAGGUAUGAUUGGGGCAUCUGCACUUGGAUCACCCUGCGUGUUGUUGCUGCCUCCCCCGUUGAAAAUGUUCCCAGCGUGAACUUAACCCUUUGCCGUCGCGACGACGCCGCGCGCCGUGCGUGAACGUCGUCGUCGGAAUAACAAAACGCAGUAAAAACUAAAGCAACAUUAUCGGUACCGAGGCUCCCACAGGGCCACGCGGGGCAGGGAGUGUGGCACAGUUUUCGCGCCGGCUAGCGCAGAGUGGCGGCGGUCGUGUCGCUACGCUUCUCUGCGGUGAGCAACGACGUCUUUAUAACAACAACAGCAGUGCUGCUGCUGCUGCUGCCACUGCUGCGGUGAACGGUGACAGCCACCCCGUGACCUGUGACCCCCACCCCGUGAACGGUGACACCCACCCCGUGAACGGUGACACCCACCCCGUGAACGGUGACACCCCAUGGGUGGAAAAAACCCGAUUUUUCCAGCUGCAGGCAUCGGGUUUUUUCUUUAACACAAUUAAACCCGAUUUCGGGGAAUUAAAACCUGGUUUAAUGAAUACGAAACUCUGAUAGGCUUAGGCUGCUUCCUCGUCGGUGCUGCUAUGGUACUCGGGGCCGUCGGGCACGGGGUAGUCGUAGAAUGCGGCGGGCAGGUUGGUCUUAAUGAACACGAGCUUCUCCACAAUCGUGGGCGCCAGUGAGUUCCUUAGCUUGGAAUGGAUGAAGCCCAUCGUUGAGAAGUGCGGUUCUGCAAUUAGAACCAAUGAAACCGGAUUUCUCUCAAUCUUAGAUGAUCGGGUUUAAUAUAAAAAGACAAUUAAACCCGAUUGUAAAAAACCCGACUGUGCCACCCUUGUGACACCCACCCUGUGAACGGUGACACCCACCCCGUGAACGGUGACACCCACCGACCCUGCAACUCUGCAGACGUCUCGGACGCGGGAAAGGGUUGAGAGAUUUUCUGCGUCGUCCUGGUUGCUCGCGUGAUGUCGCACGGUGGUGGCGCGCGUUGACUCUUGCACGUUUAAGAAAGUUGAGCGUUAGUUUGUGAUUCUGUUUAAAAUGAUAUAUAUACAUACUUAAACUAACAAACAUUAUCUUGGGAUUCUACCAAGUAAGGUCCAACUGGAUACGUAGUAGCUCUUUUAUCAGACGCGACCACCUGGCCAUCACAAAUGAAAGCUCAACGAAGUGGCUUAUCAUUGUGUGGACAUUUAUAGCGGCCAAAUACUCUGAUUGCGUGAUCUCGAUUCUAAAUGUCGAGGGAAAACCGGAGGACCUGGAGAAAAUCCACACGACCACGGGGAGAGAGAGAGAGAGACGCGCAAACUCAAAAUAUACAGCAGGCGUCAGGGUCGGAAUCAAACACACGAUCUCCUGUAUACCAGGAGAGGUAGUUAACAUCUCCACAUGUGUUCAGAGUAUUUGGCUGCUGUAAAUGUCACGUGAUAAGCCACUUCGGUGCGCUGCUGUCAUUUGUGAUAGCCAGGUCGCUACUACACAGCUCAGUGGGGGCCUUACCUGGAAAAGUAAAAUGAUUAAUAAAAAUCUACUGUAUUCUUGGUUCUUUUGGUAAAGUCACGUAGAAGGGAAAUAAUAAAAUAAUAAAAAUGUAAGAAUCAAAUUAACACGACGUUUCGAUUGCAACACAA